GCCUGCAGUCCACUUUAAUAUAUUUUAGACAUCGAUUCGAGCCGGUUGAGUUUUAAAUUUCUGUCCCGCCUAAUAAACAUUAAACAAUAAAAAGACACGAUGUCGCUUCUAACUGGCAGCGCCAAUGCGGUGAAAUAUACGCUCUUUGGAUUUAAUUUGAUCUUUUUGAUCACUGGCAUUAUUCUGAUCGCCGUUGGAGCUGGCGUUGGAGCCGUCUAUACCGGCUAUGAGCUCUUUUUGGCCGGCAAGUUCUUCUCAAUUCCCACCUUCCUGAUCGUGAUCGGUUCUUUCAUCAUUGUGAUCUCGUUCUUUGGCUGCUGGGGCGCAUUGAAGGAGAACUACUGCCUGGUGCUUAGCUUCUCGAUCAUGCUGGCCAUCAUCUUUAUCCUGGAGCUUGCGGCCGGCAUUAGUGGCUAUGUACUUCGCACCGAUGCCUCCGAUCUGAUCAAAAAGUCACUAACCGCCUCGAUGGGUGAAUACAAGAGUCUAGAACAGAAUCCAACCACAAAGCUCUGGGACGAUGUGCAGCGUGACUUUGACUGUUGCGGUGUAAGUUCCUACAAAGAUUGGAGCACAACGCUUGGUGAUAUCAACCUGCCAUUGUCCUGUUGCGACAUUCCGGUGGGCACGGUUGGCAGCUUCGAUUGCACCACCGCAGUAUCCAGUGCGGGCACUCGCCACAGUAAUGGCUGUCUCGAUGGCUUCUCGGACUACAUUGCCGCCCACGCGGUCAGCCUGGGAGCAGCGGGCGUGGUCAUUGCCAUUCUGCAGUUCUUCGGCGUUAUCUUUGCCUGCUAUAUUGCCCGGGAGAUCAAGAUCCGUAAUGGCAUAACUGGAUUUAUAUAAAUCAAGAAACAGUCGGUUGCUAGAUGAUCCGAGUGCGGCUAUUUAACUUUAAGACACUGCUAAAUUUGUUUGAUUCUGUGUAAUGCUUAAAUGAAUAAAAAAUAUAUAUUUAAUUGGUAC
This is a messenger RNA of Drosophila serrata, 966 nucleotides long. RefSeq names its product Tetraspanin 29Fa (gene Tsp29Fa). Lineage: Eukaryota; Metazoa; Arthropoda; Insecta; Diptera; Drosophilidae. The record is from RefSeq and is a predicted model, not a curated record. Gene Ontology annotation, cellular component: plasma membrane.